Messenger RNA from Thelazia callipaeda (thelaziosis nematode), 300 nucleotides. The record is from the annotation of a GenBank genome assembly. NCBI's taxonomy places the organism in Eukaryota, Metazoa, Nematoda, Chromadorea, Rhabditida, Thelaziidae.
AUGAAAUAUCUUUCAAAUCUUUCCAUAUAUACUGCAUCACACAGCUGGCGCUAUUUAGUUGGCAAUCCUCUGAAAUCAAAUUUUAUCAUGACUUAUCUGCCAAUCAGCUCAUACCUUUUCUUAGUACUCAUCGAGAAUACCGAAUAUCUUCACAGCUCGAAAAAUUUUAUGCGAAUUCGCGAGCUCUUUUUUUUGCUGUGCGGAAUAUUCCAAGAGAAUCAGUCUAGAAACAAAUUUCAUUCUGAUCCGAUGAGAUCAUGGGCAUCAGGACAUUCCUUCGCAGACUUUUUGAAUAAUUAA